AUGCGUACCCCCCGCAUCGCCAUCGUCGUCUUCUUUCUCGCUUCGUCCUUCUUCCUCGUCGGCCGCGCCGUCAGCUCCGCCGUUUCCCGAUCUAGUCCCUCGAUACACCGCAGCCCCGCGCAAUCCAGCAAAUCCGACAAGGCAGCGUCGGUAUGGGGCCUGAUAUACUACAACACGCCCUUCUCACUAUUCCCGCCCAACGCCGCCAUCAGCCUCACCGACGACAAUAGCACGUCAUUUGCCGCGCGGCCCGCUGCCUUUGGCCCUCAGCUCGCCCCCAGGGGCUUGAGCGGGCAGCUCUGGGUCGGCAGCGGCUUUACGGAUGACGCCCUCGAUGGCGAGGGCGAGUUGGGUUGCAGCGACCUGCCCGGCUGGGACGGCGGCGGCACCUGGAACUCGCUCAAGAGCUCGACUCUGAGUAGCGCUGGUGCGAGGGAGGACGGUCCAUCCACGUCCGCGCGAAAGCCCAGCCGCCCCGAGCGCGACGGCGGUAGGCUCCUCCUCGACGGAGGUAACCGCGUGUCUUCCUCCAAGCCAUCCAAGGACGGCGCCGUUCAACGCGGCAGCGGCAGCAGCACCGACGACGGCACCGACAACCACCUGAAUCAGGGCUCCGCCACCGGGUCCCCCCAUGCCGAUAUCCAGUCUAUACAGGAGGCGGCCGAGAUCCGAGGCAAGGUUGUCCUGCUGAUGCGUGGUGGCUGCGGCUUCUUGGAGAAGGUCAUGUGGGCCCAGCGCCGCGGCGCCGUGGCCGUCAUUGUCGGCGACAACCAAAAGGGCGGCCCGCUCAUCCAGAUGUUUGCCCACGGCGAUGCCGUUGAUAACGUGACGAUUCCGUCUGUCUUCACUACCCGCACCACGGCCCAGAUACUUUCGUCCCUGACGCAGCCCGGUAGUUUCAUCGAGGACGCGCUGGACGAUGAUGGCAAGCCCGUGCUCAAGGUCCAGCAAGGGCCUAAGCCCAAGACGGGCAGCGGCAGUAGUGGCAACAGCAGGGUCAGGAGGGGCCAGAUCUCAUCCGCCCCGAGAGCUGCCCAGAUGACGGGCUCGGCCUCUUCCCGCAAGCAAAAGAAGGUCCCCUUUCCCGACGCUGACUCCAGCUCCCAGAGCCGCAGCUGGCUAUCCAGGCUAUUUGGCAGCUGGGGGGAGCCGUCGCGCAACCUCGACAAGAACAGCCGACCUCCCAACAGUGGCCGGUUGGACUGGGUCCUAGUCGAGGACUGGGACGUCGACAAGGACCAGGCCACCCAAGCAAGCAUGGGCAGUUCCAGGUCCUCCAAGAAGUCGCCGCCAGACGACGAUAGCUUUGUCAUUGGUGUGCAGGACUGGAGGGACCCGGAUCUGGUCGAUAGGCCUCAGUCGCCCAACCGUCACAGAUACAGCCAGUCUGAGAGCUCUCAGAAGAAAACUCUGGAGCAUCUUGACUCGAAGGCAUCGUCCGGCCGCAGCAGGUUGAAUCUCGGGACGAAUACUAGAAGAUCAUCGUCCAAGGAGCAGCUGGCCCGGGAGGAGGCCGCCAUGCAGGGGACAUCCGCCAACUCUGGUCGCAAGGGCCACGGGCUCGUGGAUUCCGUCUCUGGCAGCGGCAGCGGCAGCGGCAGCUCUACCGACGAGCAGGACGCGGACGAUGCACUGCCGCCUUCUCUGCCAGACGAUGAACACCAUGGCCUCCCGCACGAGGGACUUUGGGUUACCAUCACCCCGACCAGCAGCGCCAGCCCCUUCUUUGACACGCUCCUGGUCCUCGUCAUCAGCCCCCUCGUCACGCUCACCGUCGUCUACGCCCUGCUCAUUGUGCGUGCGCGUAUACGCCGCAGGCAGUGGCGUGCCCCCAAGUCAGUCGUCGACCGCCUCCCCGUGCGGACGUACCAUACCGUUGCCGCCUCGCCGACACCCACCCCCCCCUCGGGGCGCCAGCCCUCGCCCUCGAGCGCGUCACCCACGACUCCCCUGCUACGAAGCAGCAACAGCAGCAGUCGAACUCCCUCGCCGUCCUCUUUCUCACGCCCACGCUCCCGCACGGCCACUGGCGUCCCUGAGAAUGACAACCUCGGCGAAUCGUCGUCGGCCAUCGGUUCGGCGCGGCAGACGUCGCGAGCCCGUCGGGAGAAGGCCAACAGGGGAUUUCCCACCGCGUGGAGGCGGUACAUGAGCCGACAGGUCGAGUGCGUUGUCUGCCUGGAGGAGUAUGUCGACGGUGUGAGUCGCGUCAUGCGUCUACCUUGCGGCCACGAGUUCCAUGUCGACUGCAUUACCCCUUGGCUCACCACCCGCCGUCGCACAUGCCCCAUCUGUAAAGGCGACGUCGUCCGCUCCCUGGCGCACGCGUCCUCCUCGGCAGCAGCCCAGCUCGGCUCUUACCACGAUGACAGCGACGACGACGACUACGACGACGACGAGGCUUCCCAUGCACCCAUGCCAUCGGGCUCGCGGGUCGCAGAGAGCGACCCGUCCGACCUGGAACAGGGCAUCCUCCGGCCGGAACGCCAGGACAGACCGUGGCUGAACCUUUGGCCCAGCCACUUUGGAUCGCAAUCGCGGCAAGGAGAUGGGGGCCACUGA
Geosmithia morbida is the source of this 2562-nucleotide messenger RNA. RefSeq names its product PA domain. The transcript is spliced from 2 exons. Gene Ontology annotation, molecular function: zinc ion binding. NCBI's taxonomy places the organism in Eukaryota, Fungi, Ascomycota, Sordariomycetes, Hypocreales, Bionectriaceae. The record is from RefSeq and is a predicted model, not a curated record. Bases 1 to 2562 code for a protein of 853 amino acids.